AGCGUGUACCUCGAUUCUCAUCUUCUCCACUCCAGCCCCGGCCCCCCUCCGUCGAACAAUGUCAGUCGUAUUCUUUGGUGCGAAGAAGAGCUCCUCAUCCCCAUAGCGUGCGGAGUGAACCAUUCCUCGUCUUCCCGUGAGGCGCUUCAGGCCUCCUCGGUUAGAUACUUUUUGGAAGAAGACCAAAGCGGAUGAGAAUCAAAGAAACGCCGCUGUCUCCCCCGCUUCGGUUGUUGUUUUUUCUUUUGAAGCGUUUCGUGGAAGAUUUUGCGAGGGCCGAAGAAGUGCGUGCAAGUGGUGUCGGAGAGCUAUUGCGGAGUGUGGUGACGUAUUUCGACGCGAUUGAGUCAGUUCUUGGCUUGAUUUGGUGGCGAUUCGAGGAUUUGCGAAGGUGUGCGUCGUGGUGUGUGACCGUGUGCUCGAGGUUUGACGAUUUGAAGCCUGUGAGAAGCUUUUUUUAACGUGCGUAUGUGAAGAGGUUGGCCAGCAGCGUCAACCUUGCAUCGUUCUCCCAGCUUCGUGCUCGGAGAAUAUAGAGGUGGAUACAUCAAUCGAGCUGGAUAACAGUUGGCUUCGGUUCAAUUGCCUCCUUUGCAUCUAUCUUUUGCCAGCACAUACACAGAAGCAGGUAUUUGAAAACGGUUGAAGCUCUUUCACUAGAGUAGAUGGGAUUUCCUUCAAAGCAACGGGACUGUUUGGUUCUGUCGCUGUCCCCACUGGACGGCAAGAAGAGUCCAUGGAUGUGCUCUGCGCCAGAGCGGCAGAAUCCUACACGGUUUUACCCUCGCCCCUACGCCAAGCGUCCGCUCCUGUCCCGGCGACACAAAACCCGGCGUAAGAACAAGAGAACGAUCAUGAACCGGGUCCCCUGUGCUCCUUACAACACAAGUUCUUACCUGAUGAGAGCAGGAAAGCUUGGCAUCAACGCGCCAUUGUUGUCGCCUGCAACUCCUGCGUUGGAGACGCCUGUUAUCUCUCCCUCUCCAUGGCCUUCUGAAAGUCUCGGUGACUGCCAAGUAGCGAACGAAUUGGGAGUCAACGCUUAUGGUUCCAUGAAUGGACGUAUUCGUCUUCGAUCGGAUGAUAUGGACCGAGACUCAGGCUCAUGUUCCUGCGGAGAGUCGGACACUGAGCAUUGCGGUCGUCGUCCAGCGGAUUCUGUGCAACAAGUAGAGGAGCGAAUUGAUCAUGGAUUGCAACGCUUUGAGAUGUUAUACAAUGCAGACUCACCACUAAGGCAGCAUGGUGUGGUGGCUGAUCAAGAGAUACACAUUCAGCACUUGGAGGAGGAGAAUUUGUCUCUGCAGCAGCGUCUUUGGGCUAUGUCACAGGAGCUUUCUCAUUUACGGAGGCGCCUGGGCCAUGAUUGUGAAUCUGGAGUCAUAUCCGACGAGAGCCUAGGCAAUGGCUCAUGUGCUACUUAAUUCCACUCAAAAUGGACCCGAGCAUAAUUUCGACACAGGACUGGUGGUGUGUCUUGAAGUAUUAUGUUGAGAGGACGAAUCCUUGUACAGUUGUAUGUCCAAGUUGCAUGGGGCUUGAUGUGUCAUGUAUGUGAAAAGAUGAGAAAGAAUGUGAAAGGAUCAGUAGUGUAGUUGAAAGGAUUUGCUGUGUUCUAAGGGUGGCUGAUGGGAAAGAGGGAAAUCAUCGUUGCAGCCAGGAUUAAUUUUAAGUGGAGAUGCUUAAGUGCUGCAGCACAAGCCAUGGAGAUCCCUUCGGGGGUAGAAUCCACGUGCUCGCAUCUGCUCUCCAUGCCUCGGCCUGCGGCUGUCAAAUGCUCUUCCCGGGCAAAAGUCAGCCAGAGACUGCUUGGGCUCAAAUGGCCCGUUGGUAAGCAUGCUCCCUCAGUAAGGGUAAGCGAGCUUAUCACAAUGGCACCUUCAAAUUAGAAGAUUGUGUGCGUUCUGUCUCACAUUUCUGUAAUUUUGAUUCAUUAGUCACUCUUUUGAAACAUUUUUUUCUCUUUUGUAUGCAGCGAUUUCAGUAUGUAGUGCACGAAGGUUCCGCCAGCACUGCUCCUAAAAGCUGUGUUGACAUUUAGUUUUGCUAUACGAAUCUUGUGGCUUUGGCUUUGUUCAAGUCUACUUCAUGUGAAUCGUGUGGUGUAUGAUCAUAUACAUAUAUUUUUUUGUUUUUCUUCGUCUUCGUCUUCGUCUUCUUCUCUCUGCCUGAGAAUGUUCUUUUAGUUACUUCCCAGUUGUAUAAGUAGAAAGGAAACACCAUCGCCAAGUACAAUUUUGGGCUGUAAAUUAUCUUGGUUUUUAUGUGCUUGCUCUCUGCGUCGGACUGUUUACUCAUUUUA
Physcomitrium patens is the source of this 2302-nucleotide messenger RNA. RefSeq lists its product as uncharacterized. The record is from RefSeq and is a predicted model, not a curated record. Lineage: Eukaryota; Viridiplantae; Streptophyta; Bryopsida; Funariales; Funariaceae.